CCGGCCGGCCCCACGCCGCGCCCGGAGCCUACCCCGCGGCCGGUGGCAGGAGACGCGGGUCUCGAGCCCCGCAGGCUGCUCCCAGCCGGCCUAAGCAAGCCCCCGCGGAGAUGGCGGCGCCCUAUCCCAGUGGUGGCGGCGGAGGGGAGGUCAAAUGCGGGCGAGGCUGUGGCAGCAGCGUCCCGUGGGACUUUCUGCCGGGGCUUACGGUCAAGGCCGCGCCCGGACCCUGCUUGCAGGCGCAGCGCAAGGAGAAGUCCCGUAACGCGGCGCGCUCGCGGCGCGGGAAGGAAAACCUGGAGUUCUUCGAGCUGGCCAAACUGCUCCCGCUGCCCGGCGCCAUCUCGAGCCAGCUGGACAAGGCGUCCAUCGUGCGCCUCAGCGUCACCUACCUCCGCCUGCGCCGCUUCGCCGCGCUCGGGGCGCCUCCCUGGGGGCUGCGGGCCGCGGGGCCGCCGGUCGGCCUCGCCCCAGGCUGCAGGGGCCCCGUCGCGCUGGUCUCGGAAGUCUUUGAGCAGCACCUGGGAGGACACAUCUUACAGUCCCUGGAUGGCUUCGUCUUUGCCUUGAACCAGGAAGGGAAGUUUCUCUACAUCUCCGAGACUGUCUCCAUCUACCUGGGCCUCUCACAGGUGGAGCUGACGGGCAGCAGCGUCUUCGACUACAUCCACCCCGGGGACCACUCCGAGGUGCUGGAGCAGCUGGGGCUGCGGGCUCCGACGCCCGCGCCCCCCACCCCGCCCUCCGUCUCCUCCUCGUCCUCCUCCUCGUCUUCCUCCUCGCUUGCGGACACCCCUGAGAUCGAGGCCAGCCCCUCCGAGGGCCCCCCCUCCUCCCGAGUCCAGGAGCGCUCCUUCUUCGUCCGCAUGAAGUCCACCCUCACCAAGAGGGGGCUGCACGUCAAGGCUUCAGGGUACAAGGUGAUCCACGUGACUGGGCGCCUUCGGGCCCGCGCGCUGGGCCUGGUGGCCCUCGGCCACACGUUGCCCCCAGCCCCCCUGGCUGAGCUGCCGCUACACGGACACAUGCUAGUCUUUCGUCUCAGCCUGGGUCUCACCAUCCUUGCUUGUGAGAGCAGAGUCAGCGACCACAUGGACCUGGGGCCCUCGGAGCUGGUGGGCCGCAGCUGCUACCAGUUCGUCCAUGGGCAGGACGCCUCCAGGAUCCGCCAGAGCCACCUGGACCUGCUGGACAAAGGCCAGGUGAUGACCGGCUACUACCGCUGGCUGCGGCGCGCCGGGGGCUUCGUGUGGCUGCAGUCGGUGGCCACCGUGGCCGUGAGCGGGAAGAGCCCCGGGGAGCGCCACGUGCUCUGGGUCAGCUAUGUGCUCAGCCAAGCUGAGGGUGGCCACACCCCUCUGGACACCUUCCAGCUCCCAGCCGGAGAGGACCUGUCCAGCCCCGAGCCAGAGCCACCAGAGCCGGAGCUGCCCGUGAAAGGGAAGCAGGCUGCACCCCGGGACCAGGAUGAGGCCCCCUCAACCCGGAGCAAACGCAUAAAGCUGGAGCCCGGCCCCCGGGAGCCUGAGGGGCCGCAGGCCGGUGGGGACGAGGAGCCGCGCAGAGACCCGGCCCCGUCGCGGCCCGAGUUCACCUCCGUCAUCCGGGCGGGCGCCCUGAAGCAGGCUCCGGUGCGGCCCUGGGGCCUGCCGCCCUCCGGGGAGCCGCCAGCGGCCGUCUUCCACGCCGGCUUCCUGCCGCCCGCCGUGCGGGGCCUGUGCGCACCCGGCGCCAUCCGCUACGGCCCCGCGGAGCUGGGCCUCGUGUACCCGCACCUGUCGCGGCUGGGCCCGGGCCCCGGCCUGCCCGACGCCUUUUACCCCGCCCUCGGCCUGCCGUUCCCCCCCAGGGUGCCGCGCAAGGGGGACUGAGAAUCCGGGGCGCCGUCUACGGAGCCGCCCCUGGGGAGCAGGGCGGGGGGCGCAGAGGGGACAAGGCCCCGCGGCCUAGAGAAUUAAACGCCUGCUCCCCGGGCU
Messenger RNA from Choloepus didactylus (southern two-toed sloth), 1976 nucleotides. RefSeq names its product neuronal PAS domain protein 1 (gene NPAS1). Gene Ontology annotation, biological process: regulation of transcription by RNA polymerase II. The record is from RefSeq and is a predicted model, not a curated record. Bases 111 to 1871 code for a protein of 586 amino acids. NCBI's taxonomy places the organism in Eukaryota, Metazoa, Chordata, Mammalia, Pilosa, Megalonychidae. Gene Ontology annotation, molecular function: DNA-binding transcription factor activity, RNA polymerase II-specific; protein dimerization activity; RNA polymerase II transcription regulatory region sequence-specific DNA binding. The transcript is spliced from 12 exons.